GUUCCACAAAAACUUAAUUAAAAAAUGGCCUGCUCAGUCGACGCCCCCUCCCUCAAGGACCUGCCAAAGGUGGCCACAGACCUGAAGAGUCAGCUUGAGGGCUUCAACACCAGCUGCCUCAAGGACGUCGAUACUAAUGAGAAGAUUGUGCUGCCAUCUGCUGAAGACAUAGCCCAAGAGAAGAUACACACCGCUCUUCUGCAAGGUGUAGAACAGUUUCAAACCUCAUCUCUCAGGAAAACAGAAACCGUCGAAAAAGUUGUGCUACCGAACGCACUAGAUGUUGCCACAGAGAAAACUCAAAAGUCCCUAUUCGACGGCAUUGAGAAAUUCGAUGCCACAAGGCUGAAACACACCGAGACGCAGGAAAAGAAUCCGCUUCCUGACAAAGACGUUGUGGCUGCGGAGAAGGCGCACCAAAAUCUCCUGGAGGGCGUGGAACACUUCGACAAAGCUCAGAUGAAGCACGCAACUACAGAAGAAAAGAAUCCCUUGCCGCCACAAGAAGCUAUCGAGGCGGAGAAGGAAAAGAACAAAUUCCUGAACGGUAUCGAGAACUUCGACCCCACCAAGCUGAAGCACACGGAGACGUGCGAGAAGAACCCUCUGCCCACUAAGGACAUUAUCGAGCAGGAGAAGACCGCCUAGGCGCUCGACCUCGCUAUGUAUCUCGCUAGUAUCGCCCUUAUUUUAAACGUCGAUAUAAGUUAAAUAAGAAACCAAAUAUAAGUUACAUCGACAAUGUCCAUCGCACAUCAUAGUACAUUAAGCAAAAACCAAAAACGCAUUGUAGACAUGUGCCAAAAACGCAAAAGCUCUUUAAAAAUCUCAAAUACCAUCGAUGUAACUUAUAGUGGUAGUACUGUACAGGACUGUUUACGCCUUUUCUUUUCAGACAGUCUUCCUUUGAAAUUACAGCGUCAUUUACUGGUAAUUUAACCAACAGAGCAAUAUUUACGGACUUUUACAGGACUGAAGAAUAGACGUAAACUGGUUCUUAUCAUUAGAUUUUAAGAACCGAAAUUUCUAUGUCACUUCUUAAUCGUAUAUUUAUCUAAUAAUAAUUGUAUUUUAUGAGCAUUUUAUUAUUUAAUUUAUAUUGAAGUGAAUAAUUAAGUAUUAAUAUCAAGUACUGAUUUUAUUUUAGUCGAGAACACAGCACUCCAAGAUUUUAUUACAGUACCAGAUUUAUUUUAAGCUUUGUGCAUGUGUUCUCUGUUAAGUUGAAAGAUUAUUAAUUAAGUACCAAUGAAAUUCAUGCAUCAUUAUGUGUGUAAAGUGGCUCUGGUCAAUAAAAUAUUACUAGAAUUUUAGUCUCUUGUUGCUUUCGGUUUCAACUAGUAACUUAUUUCUUCGUUGAUAUUAGUGUACGCGUUUUCAGUGUUGCAUUAACUUAGAAAUAAGCAAAAUAUCAUCGAAAUUGGUAGAACUGUAUGUAAUAAUCGUAUUUGCUCAACCGUGUUUGAUAAAAUAUUCCUCAUCUAAAAGGCGAUUCGUUUUAAGUGGUACAUUUUUAUAAAUCAUAUACAAAACAAUAAAUCCUUUUCCAAUUUUAUAUUGUGCUGUAAUAAUUACAACAAUUGUAACCAUUUUACCAAAAUUUUGUAUGUUUUUACAGACGGUGCUUUUUAUAAAUACAAAAUAAAGCGUA
Messenger RNA from Cydia splendana, 1651 nucleotides. It is a transcript of the gene cib, whose product is annotated as thymosin beta. The coding region runs from base 25 to 648 and encodes 207 amino acids. Gene Ontology annotation, biological process: actin filament organization. Gene Ontology annotation, cellular component: cytosol. The record is from RefSeq and is a predicted model, not a curated record. Gene Ontology annotation, molecular function: actin monomer binding. Lineage: Eukaryota; Metazoa; Arthropoda; Insecta; Lepidoptera; Tortricidae. The transcript is spliced from 6 exons.